Molecule: messenger RNA, 3287 nt
Organism: Exaiptasia diaphana
Lineage: Eukaryota; Metazoa; Cnidaria; Anthozoa; Actiniaria; Aiptasiidae
Exons: 9
Source: RefSeq, a predicted model, not a curated record
AUUCCUAUCGCAGGAGCCRUAAAUGACCAAUCAGAUGACGAUCGCGAUAAAAAGCGUGACUCUCAUAAUGGCGGCAUUGAUCUCCAGGAAUCAGGAUAUUUCGCUUCAGAGACCAUGAGUGUGUCACAUGACAACUCAGACCCGAUAUCCAAUCACUAUCUUUCAAACAGUGCCAAUGGACAUCCCUUGGGGGAGAGGGGUCACGAUGAGUCGUUUGAUCAGCAGAGUGUAUUCUCAUCCCCAGGAAGGGAGAGGCCCCUUUCAGACUCGUCUAUUGAGCCUAGUCCCAAUCCUCGACGAUCAAGACGGACAAGUCAACGCAGUCGUAGUAGCACUAUGGAAAAYCACGCAACGGAUCCUAUGACGUUUUACCCACAAUACCCUGCAUCACCACCUGUUGACCCAUCUCCACCCCAGGCUUCCUCGAGCAUUCUAASAGAUCAAAGUAGAAACCAGCCUCAUGCGGACGGUGGUAGAGAGAGCAGAUCACGUGCUGCUACGACAGAUUCACGACAUUCGAUCGACUCAAAUAAAGACGGACGUAAGCCUAAGCAUCAUAAGAGUCAGGUCGAUAUUCUACGAACUGAGCACGAUAACCCACCUGGUAGAUCACAUGAUAUAUCACGUGACAGAUCUAAUGRUUACUCACGUGAUAGGGGAAGGUCAGUUAGUGACGAUAUUUCACCACGCAGUCGCGAUAUUCCAGCUGAGUCACUAGAAUCCAGUCCUCGUCAUGAGGAUAAGGUCGUGAAUGAACGGAGACCUGGGCGACAUCGAACUAGUCUCUCCAGUGCAGAUAGUCGCGUAUCAACACCUUUGUUUCAUCCUGGCGCAAGACCUAAAGACGUAAGACGGAGGGACAAAGUACGACCACCUACUGCUGAAACAGAACGAGGGUUUGACAGCGGUUUCUUUGGAUCUGAGGGAAGUAGGGGCUCACGAUUUGCACGUACCCCAGAGRUCCCCCGUGAGCCUAAAAUUGUACACCCUGUUGUAAGAGAACAGACAGCUAGUGAAUCAGAAAGAGAGAGGAUCCGUCCACAGGUAGCUCACACRCCCGUCAAGAGUUCUAAACGAGAUACCAGAAGACGAAGAUCUUACCUCCAAUCCCUCUCGGAGUCUGACGAGGAUAGAGAUCUGGAGCCUAGCMCAACCAUUGUYCGCCCCUCUUCAAAUCAACGUGAUAGGAGAGGACAUCGUCAUACUCCUACGUUUCCCGCAASCCGAUCAGAUAACGAAAGAUCACGAAGACUUGACGGACGUUUACGAAGACCUUCGUCUUCUCCGAACGUUUACGAGCUCCCCGAAAGCUCUSUACGAUCUGAUCUCCUGCGUAAAAGUCAACUUCGKCCAGAUUCYAUGAGAAAAAGCUUGACAGAUCAAGAGAAGUCSACGCGCUUGGGUAAGUUUAUACCAGUACAUUAUUAUAUUCCGCUGGCAUCUAAUAGUACAGGCUCAAUGUACGAAAUUAUAUUAGAAGGUAACCUGCGAUCAGAGGUCACUCCCCCUUGRUUUUCSUCCAGUUGUUUUCUGUAUUUAAUUCAAUGUUCAUGUAGUKAGAAAUYUUGUUUCGAGGUUUCAUUCUUCAUAGGUUCUUCUCCGUUCUUGGAGGCUGGUUUAGGCCGUCAUUGGUUCCUGUAUCUAGGCCCUCGUUCUGAUCACGAUACRCGACCAAUGGAUAARCAGAGCAUGCGUAGUUACCCCGGUAUGGACCGUGAGUCUGUUCGGUCAGGAAGACGCUCACGUCGUGAUGACGACAGUACUAGUGGGUAUAGUGAUGGCGGUAGAAAGCACACAAGGGAUCGAGUUGACAAGCUUCAAGGAGAGCUUCAACGCAUUCGUACUCAACUUCAAGAUGAGGCUAGUGCACGCAACCUUCAAGCUGAAAUGUACGGCGAUCUCCGACGGAAACACGACGAUUUGGAGCGCGAAAUUGCCCGACGAAACGCCGAGCAGCAAAUGAAAACAAUGUACGAAGAUCUACAGAAAAARUACGAAGAUCUUUCGAAAAGGAACGACCAACCGAGAGACUCGUCCACUCAAGUUGAUUUAAAGGACGACUUGAAACGACAAUUAGAAGAGCUUUCUCUACAAGUAAACGAUUUACGGAAUCGUAGUGUCGGAGAACCCGGGCAUGUACGGUUUUUGUGCCCUUUUUGUGGAGGAUGUAAUGUGCAUCACCACGGCAAUUACUAUUAUCCCGGAUACGCCGGUAUUGCACCUCCUAACGGAACCCCGGGUACUCCUAGUCAUAGUAUGGGUACUCAAACAGAUGGCAUAUCACAUCAAACACGCUAUCCUUCGACACCCCAGGCAACUUCAACACCUUACUACAACGGGUACCACAGUGCACCUGUAAACCAUUACCAUACAAGUACCUACCCAGGAGGGGUACCCUCGGGAUCUCCUGUUCAUCAUAUUCAUCAUCUACCGGAAGGUCGAUCACGUGAUCGCUAUGAUGACGAAUACAGCAGUGACGAAGAUGAUCGCUAUCGGUCAAGAAGGCGAGGAACUAGUAGUAGAACCUCUAGAAGAAGAACGAGAGAUUUCUAUCCAGAAGAAGAGCUCGACAGUCAUCGUCUUCACCUAUCUCUAGACGAAGCCAACAGAGCCGCGAGACGAAUGCAAAGACUUUCCAAAAAGAUGUUAAAUUCUGUCGCAUCAGAUUUAAUUCGCUCUGGACACAGAUAGUCUCGUCUAACAAUAAUUAAGAGGAGUAUUUAUUAUAUCCAACAUCUCGUUGCCAUUCACAACUUUCYUCUCAUUUUACAAGAAAUAUCUUCUACGUACGUAAACUAACAUUUGCAGUACUGAACACUUGGGAAAGGCUGAUUGGAGAUCGACAGUGAUUGUGGGAAUUCGCUGAACUUUAACAUGCUUGAAUGAACUCCCACAAUGCGUAGAGAGCGAUCUUUCCCGACGUUUCUUUAUAUAGGUGUUCAUAGGAGUUUUAUCAAKUUGUAGCCAUUUUUAAAUUUUAAACGUGUUUUAAAUGUGCUAAAGCUAUAAUAUAUAUCCCAUAAUAGUAUGUAAAUACCUUUGCUUUAUAACUCUAAAUAGAAAUGUUUUCAUUAUAUUUUUAUAUCAAGUUUUUAUCCGCUGUUAUUAAUAUCAAUCAGUGACGGAAAUAAGCGUUUAACGAGAUUGACAGCAAAAUGACGGAUGACGCAGCCAACUGCGCAUGACCUUUUAGAACUCAAACAAUGCUAACAACAGUUACACGGGUAUAAUAUUUAUUUGUAAUAACAUACUAAUUUGUUAGUAUUAUUAUAAAGUGUUUUACAUGA